This is a messenger RNA of Echinops telfairi (small Madagascar hedgehog), 564 nucleotides long. Its product is annotated as FAST kinase domain-containing protein 1, mitochondrial-like. The annotation marks the transcript as partial. The record is from RefSeq and is a predicted model, not a curated record. The transcript is spliced from 2 exons. Lineage: Eukaryota; Metazoa; Chordata; Mammalia; Afrosoricida; Tenrecidae.
CCCUUUUGGUGAUGACUCCACAGUAAUGUGAAAAUGUAUGUUUCUUUUUCUUAGGGCCUUGUCUGUUGUGAUGGUCAGCACAUCUUCUUUAAUCUCACGGCAUUUUCAAGAAAGAUUAAUAAACAAAACAGAGCUCCUGAUAGACACCCUAGAUUCUUCCCAGGUCAACAUUGCAAGGAGAAUACUACAGUUUCUUCGGAAUGUUAAAUAUAACCAUCAGCCGCUCUUAGAAAAGUGUAAUAAAGUGUUUUUAAGCAACGUGCACGACCUUGAUUUGGAUUCUAUCAGUAAAAUAAAUGAGCUGUACCAGUCUCUACAGUUUCAUAGUCUUGAAUUUAUGCAGAUGGCUAAAAAGAAGCUGACGGAAAUGAUUCCUCUGUGUGAUGACCAGGCCAGCUUUGUAAAAUUAUUUGUUGUGCUGGGACCCUGGGCAGGACCUGAAGAAAGAGAACAACUUACUUCAACCGUCUUAUUGAUGUCCGAGGAGCUGACCAGCCAGCAAGCCCUGGCGGUGUUGGGAGCAAUGGAAGAGAUGGAAAGUAGGAAUUCACAGCUGAUUAAAAA